UGCAGGAAGCGGCCGGGAGACGGUUGCGGGGCCGCUGGGCCGGGGCGCUGACGCGGCGCCUUUAAGAGGAGCCUCGUGCGGCGCGCUCCCCCCUUCCCCUCCGCCCUCACCGCCGCGCUCGGCCGCCAUGGGCUCGCCGCUCCCGCGGGCCGCCGCGCUGCUGCUGGCGGCGGCGCUGCUGCUGCUGGCGGCCCCGGCGGGGCUGCGAGCCGCACCGGAGGAAGAGGCCGGCCGGAAGAAGGAGCCACCGCCGGCGGCAGCUCAGGGAGCCGACCCGCGGGCUGAGAAGGGGUCCUCUCAGGUUGCUCCAGUUCCCGUUGCCAAUGAAGAGCCUGCUGACAAGACCAAUCUGGGCUUCAUUCAUGCCUUUGUGGCUGCUAUCUCAGUCAUCAUCGUUUCAGAGCUGGGGGACAAGACCUUCUUCAUCGCAGCCAUCAUGGCCAUGCGCUACAACCGGCUGACGGUGCUGGCUGGGGCCAUGCUUGCCUUGGGACUCAUGACGUGCUUGUCAGUGCUGUUUGGCUAUGCCACCACUGUGAUCCCUCGUGUCUACACGUACUAUGUGUCAACAGCUCUCUUUGCCAUCUUUGGCAUCAGGAUGCUGAGGGAAGGCUUGAAAAUGAGUCCAGAUGAGGGCCAGGAAGAGCUGGAGGAAGUUCAAGCAGAGAUCAAAAAAAAGGAUGAGGAACUUCAGAGAACCAAACUGUUAAAUGGGCCAGGAGAUGUGGAAUCAGGACCAGGCACCACAAUACCUCAGAAGAAGUGGCUGCAUUUUAUAUCCCCCAUCUUUGUUCAGGCUUUCACCUUAACGUUUUUAGCAGAGUGGGGCGACCGCUCCCAGCUAACCACCAUCGUCCUGGCUGCCAGAGAGGACCCCUAUGGAGUGGCAGUAGGAGGCACAGUGGGGCACUGCCUAUGCACUGGCUUAGCAGUUAUUGGAGGGAGGAUGAUAGCACAAAAAAUUUCAGUUAGGACUGUGACAAUCAUAGGAGGCAUUGUCUUCCUAGCCUUUGCAUUUUCUGCACUAUUUAUAAGUCCAGACUCUGGGUUUUAACAUUUUGCAUAAGAAGCAAGGAUUGGAAGCCUCCAGCAGCAGCUGUCCUUGUGGAUUUUUGUAUAUAAUGUACAGAACUGUAGUGAGAGGAGCACUGAAGCUGAGACACUGAACUGUUCCUAGCCGUGACCGAUGGGACUGGCACAGCGCUGGACAGCUGCUGCCCUCAGAGCUGCUUCUGGCCUGCUUGGUUUAUUCCUUGGUGCCUGCUGCCUUGGUGGGAUCUGUGUGG
Molecule: messenger RNA, 1286 nt
Organism: Dryobates pubescens (Downy woodpecker)
Lineage: Eukaryota; Metazoa; Chordata; Aves; Piciformes; Picidae
Gene: TMEM165
Product: transmembrane protein 165
Exons: 6
Coding region: 128-1054 (308 amino acids)
Biological process (GO): Golgi calcium ion transport; calcium ion transmembrane transport; Golgi calcium ion homeostasis
Cellular component (GO): Golgi apparatus
Molecular function (GO): manganese ion transmembrane transporter activity; calcium ion transmembrane transporter activity
Source: RefSeq, a predicted model, not a curated record